Molecule: messenger RNA, 489 nt
Organism: Sphenostylis stenocarpa
Lineage: Eukaryota; Viridiplantae; Streptophyta; Magnoliopsida; Fabales; Fabaceae
Source: the annotation of a GenBank genome assembly
UGGGCGUCAGCAAGCUUCGAGGGUUUUCAUUCUUCUCAUCCACAGGAAGACUUUGAGAGUAGAUAUUCUCAAGUAUUGUCUGAGUCAACUUCUAAUGUGGGUGCUUCACAAUGCACUCCCCUAGACCCUGUUGAAGAGGAAAGGCUAAGGAAUAGAUGUUGGGUAGAGGCUGUAGGAGGAAGGUAUAAGGGACGUGUGUAUGGAGUUGGUCAUGUUGACUCUAGUGAUGAUUGUGUUGAAAGUUAUCUACCACAGACAGAAGCGUGCUCCAGUCAGAAAGCUGAUUCACAAAAAAUUAAUCAACUGACACAACUACUGGAAAGUAGUGAGCAGCAAUUGGAAAGUAGUGAGGAAAAGAUUCAUGCUCUCUAUUUUUCACACUCUAUUCUUCAUAAUUCACAAUCAAAGAUACCAAAGCCUAAUCCAUCUGCCACUGGUGGUGGCUCUAAUGCUGGCAAUGGUGCCUCCUCUCUCAACCAACAACCAUAA